This is a messenger RNA of Octopus sinensis (East Asian common octopus), 4104 nucleotides long. Its product is annotated as sporulation-specific protein 15. The record is from RefSeq and is a predicted model, not a curated record. Gene Ontology annotation, biological process: mRNA export from nucleus. The coding region runs from base 16 to 2982 and encodes 988 amino acids. The transcript is spliced from 24 exons. Gene Ontology annotation, molecular function: structural constituent of nuclear pore. NCBI's taxonomy places the organism in Eukaryota, Metazoa, Mollusca, Cephalopoda, Octopoda, Octopodidae. Gene Ontology annotation, cellular component: nuclear pore.
CGUUUGACUGAAGAAAUGCAACAGAGACUUGACAAUGUCCAAACCCAGUUGCAAACAUUGCAGUCUCGUUAUCAAAUUUGUCAGAAAGAGAAUGAGAAAAGGAUGAAGCUUCUGGAACAAUCAACAGAUGCUAUCAAGAUGGUGGAGGAGGAAAAUUACAAACUUAUCAGGGAAAAAGGAAAAAUCAAAGCUGAAAGUGAUAUUUACAAAGAAUCUUUGGGGACUCUCCAACUGAAGUGUACAUUAUUAGAAGAGAAAAACAAAACUCUUGAAAAAGACAUCAGUACUGUGAAGGAAGAGUAUUUCAUUUAUAAAAGUUACACGGAGAAAAUAGAAGAGAAGCUGAUUAAAGAAACAGAGCAAGCACGUCUUUAUUAUGAUGAGAACAAAUAUUUGGCUGAUGGAUAUAAAUCUUUAGAAGAGGAUAAAGAACUCAUUUCAAAACAGUUGAAACACUGUGAGAAUUCUCUGUCAGACUUACAAUCACAAUUAGCAGUCAUACGUACAGAAAAAGAUUUGUUUCAGGAAGAGUUAAAUGGAGAGAAGCUAAAGCUUCAAGAUAUAAAUACCAGUAAAGAAGAAUUGCUUAAGGAAAAUACGCAGUUGCAGAAAAAAAUAAACACUUUACAAUACGAUGCCAAUACAAAGGAAUUAGCAAUUUCAAGCUACAAAAACGACUAUAGGAAGCUAGAAGAGGAAUACUCAGCUGUUAAAAAGGUUUGUGAAGACCUUUCUGGAGAGCUGUGUACUUUAAAAGCAUCUUAUGAAGAAAAAAUGGAAAAACUUAACUUACUAGAGAGUAACACCUCUUUAGUUAUCCAAGAACACCAGUUGAUUCAGAAAGAACGGUGGGACCUUGAAAAAACAGUCAAACAGUUAAACGAGAGUUUGGAAAGUAAGAAACAUGAUCAUUUGAAUGAGAGAGAAAAACAGGAAGAGAUUAUAGAUAAAUUGAAGACUGAGAUUGACCACAAGGAUGAAUCAUGGUCUCAACUGAAAGGAAGAUGUCAUCAUUUAGACCAGGAAUUGGUGAAAACCAAAGAGAAACUGACCCAUUCAGUAAGCAACCAGAAAGAAGAACUCUUUGGCUGGAAGAAUACUUGUGAACGACUUACAGAAGCCUUGAAUCGAAAAGAAAACGAAAUUCAAACUUUGACAGACAGAUGCAGGGAUCUGGAUGAAACAACCUUACAGUUAAAAUUGGAGAUACACUCAUACAAGGACCAAAUUUCCACGCUCCGCUCUCAGCAGCAGUUAUUCCACAGAUUAAAAGAAGAAAAUAGACGACUGCUGAAGGAAAAGGUAGAAAAUGAACAGCUAAUCAAACUUCUAGAAACUGAGAAAGAGGUUUUAACCAAAAAUACAAAUCGGGAGAUCAAGUGUAGCCAGAGAGACCUUGCCAAAAUGGAGCAGGACUUAGAUCAUGCUAACCAAGUGAACCAAGAGCUCAAAGUGGCCAAUGAAGUCCUCACAGAUAAAAUUAACUCAUCUCAAAAUGAGAACCAGGAAUUAAAGGAAGCACUUACAGAAUCAAGUAAAAUGGUUUCUGCAGAAGAUCAUGACGGGUUAAAUGUUUCUCAUAAAGACUUACUAGUAGAAUACAAACAACUGAAGGAAGCUUAUCUUCGUCUUGUGGACAAGGAAGAAUCUUCUCAGAAUGUAAAUGAUUUAUCGAACCAACUUGGAGACAUUAAUACAGAACUCGAGAGAUUAAAAGUUGAGAAUGAAAACCUAUUAUCACAGAAACAGAAAUGGGAAGCUACCCAAACGACUGAUGUUGAUUCCUGUCGUCUUGAACUGGAGCAGACGAAAGAAGAACUUGAACAGCAGCGAGUUGCUAAUGAGUUGCUGAAGAAGGAGCUGAAGGACAGGGAACAGAAUCAAUCAUCAAAUAUUGAGGAAUCCUUAGCUGAUGUUGACAAAGACCUCCAGCAGAUGCGGCAAGAAUUACACCAGUUGAUGGGUGUCAUCAGGAACAAAGACCAAGAAAUAGAAAAUCUUGGAAGCCAACUUAAGUCUAGCCAAAGCCAGAUCCAAACAUGUGAAGAAACCAUACAGCAGCUGAAAACCUCCCUAAAUGAUUUAAAGAGCAAAGAGCCAGUGGAUGCUCCUGUGACUGCCACAACAAAUAGCAGUACAAUGGCUCCACUAACCAUUAACACUGAUAAAACAACCUCCUCCAAAGAAAAUGGAGAUGUAUUUUCUCCUCUUGAACCUGUGGCUGAAAAUGAGAAUUCACUUAAGCAAAUAAUGGAAGACUACCCUAGUGUUACAUUGCGUUCUGCUUCAGUGACAGACAGUCUCAGUUCAGUGGAUGCUGCUUCGAAAUCCUCAGAUGUUCCAUUGUCACCAAACAGUGAUCGCCUACACUCUUUGAUUGCCAAGUAUCGCAACCCUGGUGAUGCGCCCGCUAGUCCUGAUCGUGGUCGUGUUAGUGGAAGGCCCCAUUCUAUUGGGCCAGGCAGCUCCUUUAGUGGCAUGAGCAGAAUCUUGGGACUAACGACACCAAAACCAUUUUAUCUCAGUAGUGGUGGGGCCAAAUUCAACCGUAUGUCUGGUACCAGUUCGGCUUUAAGUGGAGGACCAAGUUCCACAAGCAGUGAACCUGGUACUGAUCUCCCACCACUUGCUACGUCAACCACUUCCUCAAUGCCUUCAUCGUCCUUUCUACAAUCCGUGAACUCUAAAGGAGAGCUGACCAAAACUUCUCCCUCUUCCUUCCCCAAAAGUCCUCCUGUUCCUCCUCCUCGUCCUGCCUCACGACCUUCCAGCGUUCACAGCCCCGUGCAGGAUGUGCAGGCUGUCGCACUGAAUGGCAAUACUGAAACACGUUCGGCCAGCCCCAAAUUACUACCCAAACCACAACAGCGACAACAACAACAACAGCCACAGCAACAGCCAAAAGAACAGCAACCAGAACCAGAAUCAGUUGCCAAUAAUGAUAUUGAAGAAGUCAGGGCCAAUAUGAUAGUAGAUGUCUAGAUAAUUUCCUUGCUUCCAGAGCUUUCUUAAACUCAGUUUUAUUUUAUAUAUAUAUAUAUAUAUAUAUACAUAUAUAUAUGUUUUUUUUUUAGUUUUACUUUUUUUACUUUUUUACUUUCUUGUAUAUGUGUGAUUGUGUGUGUUUUUCUCUCUUUUUUUUUUAUUCGUUUCCCCACCCUUUUUCUCUUCCUCUCUCUCUCUCUCUCUCUUAAGCAUUCUAAUUAUUCUUCUCUAAAACAUACUCAGCUCAUUCAGUGAAGAUAAGUCUCUCAACAGAUGUACAUGCACACACUAUCUAAAUACCACCAGCCAGCACUAACAGUGUAUUUGGACGUAUGAAGUCAACAUGGAAUAAAUUUAGUCUUCAUUUCAUUUCUUUCUCUCCUUCUUAAUACUCCUCUCUUUCUUUCUCUUUUCUUUUCGUCCCCCACGCUCCUUCAUCCUCACAUCCAUCAGUUAAACCAGUCAUACAUGACAAUGCAAUCAAAAACAAAAAAGCACCCAAUUAACUUGCCAGUUUUAUAUCAUGUGUAUAAUGCCCUGUUUACAUAAUUUGCCAGGUAUCAUCAUCAUUAUUAUUAUUAUUAUUCCGUCUUUACAUUCUGAAUCAAAAUUCCACCUAGGUUGACUUUACCUUUCAUCCUUUCAGGGUCGAUGAAAUAAGUACUAGCUGAGCACUGGGGUCGAUGUAAUUGACUUACACCUUCCUCCAAAAUUGCUGGUCUUGUGCCAAAAUUUGAAAGUAUAAUAAUAAUAAUAAUAAUAAUAAUAAUAAAAGGUGGUGCGCUGGUAGACUUGUUAGCAUGCGGGGCCAAAUGCUUAGUGGUGUUUCACUUGUCACUACAUUCUGAGUUCAAAUUCCGCUGAGGUUGACUUUGCCUUUAAUCCUUUUGGGGGUCGAUUAAAUAAGUACCAGUUAUGCACUGGGGUCAGUGUAAUCAACUUAGCCCCUCUAUAUAGAAAGGGUUAUUAUUAUUAUGAUUAUUAUUAAGGUAACAAGCUGGCAUAAUUAUUUGCUUGCUGAGCAAAAUGCUUGGCAGCAUUUCGUCUAUCCUUAUGUUCUGAGUUCAAAUUGUUGAUGAAUUAAGUACCAGUUGUGCACUGGGGUCAGUGUAAUUGACG